Trichoplusia ni (cabbage looper) is the source of this 2780-nucleotide messenger RNA. RefSeq names its product 3-hydroxyisobutyryl-CoA hydrolase, mitochondrial (gene Hibch). The record is from RefSeq and is a predicted model, not a curated record. Lineage: Eukaryota; Metazoa; Arthropoda; Insecta; Lepidoptera; Noctuidae. Gene Ontology annotation, biological process: L-valine catabolic process. Gene Ontology annotation, cellular component: mitochondrion. Gene Ontology annotation, molecular function: 3-hydroxyisobutyryl-CoA hydrolase activity. The transcript is spliced from 6 exons. The coding region runs from base 329 to 1432 and encodes 367 amino acids.
AUUGUCUUUUCGGACUUUACCGGACUGCUACGACCGGUUUUUGGGUAGAUUUAUUUAUUGAAAUAUUCCUUUUUCAUGACCACUUUAUAAAAAGCAGUGCAUUAAAUACGAAGUGGUAUUAGUAAAAUAUAAGUAUUUUCUUAAAUGCGUUGCUUUGUUAUCGUUAGAUAAGUACAGUGAUUUUGGCGAGUUUUUAUAGAUAACGUUGGUUUUCGUAGGUCCAAACUGAAAAGGUGCCUGUGAAGGUUAAAACUUGAAAAUUAUGAUUGAAAAGAUACUGUCAUUAAAUUAAAUUGUUAUAAAGAAGAUAUUUUCAUGAUCGAAAUAAAUGUUUAAAGUAAGUGUAAAAUUUACACGCACAGCUGCACACAGCUUGAAACGUACAAUGUCUAGUCAAGAGCAAGAUGUAUUAUUUGAGACACUGAACAACGCUGGGAUCAUCACACUAAACAGACCUAAGGCCCUAAACUCACUCAACUACUCUAUGGUAGCUAAGUUACUUCCCCAACUUCGUGAAUGGGAAAAUCAAAAGACACUAGUGAUCAUUAAGGGGGCUGGUGAGAAAGCAUUCUGUGCCGGAGGAGAUGUGAAAGUAGCUAUAGACAAAGUUGAAGGCCCUCGGUUCUUUAAUGCUGAGUAUAAUGUAAACUAUCUCAUUGGUAAAUAUAAGAUCCCAUAUGUUGCCUUAAUCAAUGGGAUCACAAUGGGAGGUGGGCUAGGAAUGUCUGUGCAUGGCAGGUACAGAAUAGCCACAGAGAAAACUAUGAUUGCCAUGCCAGAGACAAAGAUUGGAUUGAUACCUGAUGUUGGUGGUUCAUACUUCCUUCCGAGAUUGCAGGUCAAUUUAGGUUUAUAUUUGGGUCUUACUGGUGACAGACUAAAGGGCAAGGACGUCGUGAAGUCAGGAAUAGCGACACACUUUGUCUCCAGCAAGAGGCUGUACGAGCUUGAGAUGUUGUUAUCUCGAUGCACCAACAAUGUGGAGAUUGACAACCUGCUGAACAAGUUCAAUGAGCCCUCAGAGGAAUUUUCUCUGGCUGACAACAUCAAGCACAUUAACUAUUGCUUUGCUGCCUCCACUAUUGAGGAGAUCAUUGAGAGGCUUGAAAAGGUUCAGAAUGAUUGGUCUGUGAAGACUUUGAAGACCCUCGGGCAGAUGUGUCCGGGCUCGCUGAAGCUGACGCUGCGAGCUCUGCAGCGCGGCGCGCAGCUGUCGCUGGGCCAGUGUCUGCAGAUGGAGUACCGAGUGGCCUGCCGAGCCACCGAGAACCAUGACUUCCCUGAAGGUGUGCGAGCGCUCCUCAUUGACAAGGACAACAACCCUCAGUGGAAGCCGAAGACCCUCGCCGAAGUGGACGAUGACUACGUCGAGAGUUACUUCAAGAAGCUGCCGCAGGACAAAGAGCUGCAGUUCUUUGACUCGAAGUUGUAAAACUAUACAGGGUGUGUAAAAAUGUAAUGUUGUAACUGGGUACUGAUAUGUUAUACGUAUUUGGGCUUGAGUUUUUAGAAUAGACGAUUAACAAAACACAAAAAAUGAUGUGAACGCAAACUGCAAAUGCGUAAUUAAACACUGAGUUGACUUUGGCAGAUAGUCAGGCAUUAACAUAAGUAUUUCACAUUGAUAUGAUUUGCAAAAUUAAGCUCUACUGCCCCUGAAUUUAAAGUUCAGUUUCAAAGUCAGUGUUCCAUCUAAUGCGGUAUUCAGAACACAUUGGUGAAUUUAAAUAAUUCAAUUGUUGUAAAGUUAUGCAAUGUCCCUUUAUAUUUAAAUUACAAUAAAUGGCAUUGAGUGACAAUUGUAACAUCUUUUAUAAAUGUCAUGAACUCUAGGAAAGUCGGUUUUAUAUUUUUUUUUGUUUACAACUAAGAGAUUUUUAUAAUUCAUUGCAUAUCCCUUGAUUUAUAUUUGUUUUGUUUUGUUUUAUAAAAUAAAACUAAAGUAAUGAACGAAGUUACUUUCCUUAUUGGAAAAGAUUAAAAUAUUUAUUUUUUUACUUUUUUUAUUAUUGGGUACUUAAUUAUUGUAAUUUAUGACGUAUACAUAUCAGUAGCCACUGUCUUCAACCAAUAAAUGUUACUGUGCCAGAAACUGCGGUCUCUAAUUAGUUGCAAUUGUAAGUCUUCCAAAUGAGUUUCCUGUACCGAAAAAACAGUAUAAAUCAUAGGUUUAUUGAAGGUUCUAAAGGCAGGAGGGCCGCUCCGAAUAUUGUAAUACGCUGUUUUGGUUUCAUGGUGUAGAAUUAGGAAUUUUAGGCCUGUAUAACAAUAUCGUGAAUAGUUGAGUUGUAACCUUAUAUGAUCAUGUGGUGUUGAUUUGAUAAAUUUACAUUUACUUGAUAAUUAAAACAAAUGCGUUAUUUUCACUAUUACGCUAAUAAGUUAAUGGGUUCCAAUUGAAAAUAUGGGCCUAAAGAACAAUUGAUAAUUGGCAAAUACUUGUGAAACAAUCUGGGAGAAACAUGGAGAAGAAUAUGUUACUUAAUCAUAACCUAUUUUCAGCAUCUACACUUAGAAUAUCUAGAUGAGUUUAAGAAAUAAUCGAAACAAUUAAAAAACUCAUAUCGCCAAUAGUUAAAGCAUUUACCACCUCCAUGUGCAAAAACUCUGCAAACAGAAUAGAAAAGCUAAAUGGUACAUUGUAAAAUGAACCUUAUUGAUAACAAUUAAGUGCAAUUUGUAGAUGGCAAUGCCAAGUACUUUACACUUUUAUACUUACGUAGGUUAUUAGUUUUUGUAGAAGUUAGUGUUUGUAUGCGAAGGUGGCAGCCGACUAGCCC